This is a messenger RNA of Pleurotus ostreatus (oyster mushroom), 1458 nucleotides long. RefSeq lists its product as uncharacterized. The transcript is spliced from 2 exons. Lineage: Eukaryota; Fungi; Basidiomycota; Agaricomycetes; Agaricales; Pleurotaceae. The record is from RefSeq and is a predicted model, not a curated record. The coding region runs from base 1 to 1458 and encodes 485 amino acids.
AUGAACUCGUCAUCAGUUCAACGUGCAUUGUCGAUAAAAGAACUACUCUGCGAACUGUUCUCGUACUCAAGUGCGAGUGAAAAUGCAACAAACGGUCGCGUUUGCAAGGCAUGGUUCGACGAGGCGCUCAACUACACCUGGUCUGCCAUCGAAAUACGCUGCCUAGUCUCGUUGCUGGCGCCAUUGAAAGUCUCAAACGGGAAUUUUAUAUUCACUCGCGGCAUAGGGGUUGGCGACUGGGCACGCUUCGACGCAUAUGCAUGGAGGGUUCGAAAGCUAACCUUCAGUGGACGCUGGGAACAAUCAUCAGUAUUCGCGGAAAUCGCCAUCACCAGACCACGGAUUGAGCUUCUACCUAAUCUGACUUCGUUGACGUUCACGACCUACGUCCCAUACAAGACUGUAACACUGUUUGGUCACUCGGCGGUCCAGUCCCUGGCGCUUCCAGACACCGUCUUAUUUGUCCCAGAAAACCUUGAAAUCGAAAAUGAUUCACAAUCCAAACUUGGCUACCUAUCCACCCGGAUGCCCGACCUACGGGCAUUGUCCAUACAGUAUAAAUACGACGAGCCGCGCACUGUCGCUUCCUUGGUACAAUUUCUAGGACCUACGCUUCGCGACCUCCCAUUUCUCGAGAGCCUUAAGAUUCCCGACUUUUGGAUGACGGGCACACUUAUUCAUCACCUCGCAUUGCACCCUCGCCUCCGAUGUAUCAAAGCAUUUCCAACGGGCAGACCAUUCGAUCUUGCUAUCGCCCUCCCGCCAUCCGCUGUUCAUUUCCCCUCCCUCGACUGCCUUGCCUUGACCAUGAGCUUCAACAACGCAACAUGGUUAGCUCAACUACAUAACACCAAGGGCUUGACGUCUUUAUCCCUCAGAUACCUCAGAUCCACUUCUUUGCAAGACGACUGGCCCCCGCUUCUUGGGAUCAUAACGUCCCAGUUCCGAUCCCUUGAAGAACUCAGCCUUGCCUCAAAACAUGGAUGGCGUACAACCCCUUCUGCCGCUGACUUGAGGGCAGUUUGCUCUCUGCCUCGACUGAGGACAUUUCACCUUCUAUCCCCGUACAACUUAGAAACAGAUAUCGACGAGGCUUCCUUGGUCUCGAUAUUCCGGGCAUCGCCUCAGCUUGAAUCAUUCCGAAUACCACAUGCAUCUGCCAUCCGGCUCUCUUGUAUCAACGAACUAGCACCCAUCGCCACAAACUUGGAAAUUCUUGAACUUACCUGGUCCGCCUCUGCGGUCCCCAUUCACGCGCUCCAUCGGUUUCCCCGAUUAGCACACCUGUGUGGUUAUAUUGACGCAAGCACUGUCAAUACAGAGCAAGUCGCGCGGUUCAUGAGCCGUGUCCUUCCUGCAGAGUGUACGGUGUAUUUCGAGCCACUAGACGACUCAAAUCCCGAUUGGUAUAUGAUCGACGAAUUUCUUUCAGCGUUUCGGGAUGAGGUUCAUGGAUAA